AUGGCGGCUAUGAGCUCGACUGCUCUGGUCUUCAAGACCCUUGUGUCUUCUUCGUCUUCUUCUUCUAGGCUGUCCAUGGGGAUGAGCCCCAGGAUUUCGGUGGCCCCGCAGCCGGCAUCUCUGGGCUCGCGCCGCCGGCCGGCGAGCGCGCGGCUGUGCGUCCGAGCGAUGGCGAUAGACGGUGAGUACUCUUCGAGGAGGGGCGGUGGCGGCGGCGGCAAUGAGCCGAGGGAGACGAUUCUUCUUCCUGGAUGCGACUACAACCACUGGCUCAUCGUGAUGGAGUUUCCCAAGGAUCCCGCCCCCACCCGGGAGCAGAUGAUCGACACCUACCUCAAUACCCUCGCCACCGUUCUCGGCAGGUAUCGGAUUACGCCGUCCCCACCACCUAUCGGAGAAAUUUAUGAUUCCUCUUUCUUGGUGAAUCAUUGUUUUCUACGGCAUUUAUUCGUUGCGCCCUGCUAUAAUUUUCCCUCCUUACUGCGGAAAAUCUAAUAAUCCGGGCCUUCUCUACACUUCUCACCGUCGAAUGAUUUUGAGCCGAGCCGUAUGAUUCUUCCUCCCUCUGGGUUCCAGAGCUCGAGAUUAUGUCCUUAUGUUUUCCUAGUGGGAACAUUUAAAGAAAAUUUUAGAACAGCCCUGCAUUGGGUAAAAAAAAAAGAAAAAAAGGAAAUUUUCUCAGGUCGAAGCAUGCGUUAUAUUCUUUAUGGGCUUGGAUAGAAGAAUUCACCAGUAAGAGUUCACUAUUUAGUGCAUUUAUGGGGCUGGAUACUGGUAUGGUACAUGAUUAUUUAUCGUCAUUUUUGGUAAUUUACCAAUGUUCUGUGUGUGGGUAUGCAUGGACGGGGUACUGAGGGUUUGUUGUCCUCUGCAGCAUGGAGGAGGCAAAGAAGAACAUGUAUGCUUUCAGCACGACGACAUACACUGGAUUCCAGUGCACCGUAGAUGAGGAGACUUCGGAGAAGUUCAAAGGUCUGGUGGCAAUUAUUUCGUGAUUAAAAAUUUCCCAUUUUCCUUGGAGGUAGGUCUUGAGAAGGAUAACAUGUUCUCUGUCUCCCUCGAUUUCAGGAUUGCCCGGCGUCCUCUGGGUGUUGCCAGAUUCCUACAUUGAUGUCAAGAACAAGGACUAUGGAGGUCAGAUAUGAACUCUUUCUAGUCAAAUGUGCCAUCAUGCCUCUCUCUCUCUCUCUCUCUCUCUCUCUCUCUCUCACACACACACACACACACACUCACACUCACUCACUCUCUCUCUCUCUAUGUCUCUCUCUUGUUUCAGGAGAUAAGUACAUCAAUGGAGAAAUUAUUCCAUGCAAGUACCCGACUUAUCAGCCCAAGCAACGUAGCUCAUCAAAAUAUGAGAGCAGAAGGUAUGAGAGACGAAGGGACGGCCCUCCACCGGAGAAGAGAAGACCUAGGCAGGAGUCUCAGCAGCCCGAGGCAGCAUCUUAA
Molecule: messenger RNA, 1449 nt
Organism: Spirodela intermedia
Lineage: Eukaryota; Viridiplantae; Streptophyta; Magnoliopsida; Alismatales; Araceae
Source: the annotation of a GenBank genome assembly